GAAGGGGAGGUAACGCGGUGGGAUUCGUCAGGCCGGGCUCAGAGGGCUGGAGGAGGUCGGUGCUGAGCCCAGGGUGCCGGGGAUGAGCUGAGCUGAGCUGAGCCCAGCGGCCGGCGGCAUGGAGGAGGUGGCAGACAGCUAUGCCUACGGGGACAACGAGACGGAGUGCGAGUACGAGGAGUGGGGCCCCUCGCUGGCCCUGCUGCCCACCAUCUACCUGCUGGUCUUCCUGUUGGGCACGGCGGGCAACGGGCUGGUCCUUUGGACCAUCUUCAAGGGUGGCCGCGAGCGGCGGCGCUCCGCCGACACCUUCAUCGCCAACCUGGCUGCCGCCGACCUCACCUUCGUGGCCACCCUGCCGCUGUGGGCCGCCUACGCCUGGCUGGGCUACCACUGGCCCUUCGGCACGGCCGCCUGCAAGGUGAGCAGCUACCUGGUCUUUGUCAACAUGUACGCCAGCGUCUUCUGCCUGACGGGGCUGAGCUUCGACCGCUACCUCGCCAUCGUGCGGCCCCUGGCCACGGCGAAACUGCGCUCGCGGGUGAGCGGGCUGGUGGCCACGGUGGCCCUGUGGGUGCUGGCGGCCCUGCUGGCUCUGCCGGCCCUGGUGCUGCGGCGGGCGGCCGCGCUGGGGGGGGACGCCAAGGUGACCUGCUAUAUGGACUACGGGGGCCUGGCCUCGCCGGGCACCGAGGGCGCCUGGGAGGUGGGGCUGGGGCUGUCCUCCACCGCCCUGGGCUUCGUGGCCCCCUUCGCCGUCAUGCUGACCUGCUACUUCUUCAUCGCCCGCACCGUGGCCAGCCACUUCCGUCGGGAGCGGGCCGAGGGGCCCCGCAAGCGCAAGCGCCUGCUGACCAUCAUCGCCGUGCUGGUGGCCGCUUUCGGGGGCUGCUGGCUGCCCUUCCACCUGGUGAAGACCCUCUACGUCCUGAUGGACCUGGAGGUGCUGCCCUGGUCCUGCGGCCUCCACGCCUUCCUCAACAACCUCCACCCCUACUGCACCGGCAUCGCCUACAUCAACAGCUGCCUCAACCCCUUCCUCUAUGCCUUCUUCGACCCUCGCUUCCGACGGGCCUGUGCCGCCCUCCUCUGCUGCCGCCCCCCCGGCCCCGGGGCUGAGCGCUCGGGCAGCUUCUCCUCGGGGCACAGCCACCCCCCCGGGGGCAAGGGGGGGCCGCCUGGGGGGGGCAAGCUGGACCCCGCCACCCAGGAGACGCUCUUCCGUGCCUGAGCCCCCCCGCUCCAACCCCAGCACCCCCCUGAGCUGGUCUCCUCGGGGAGCGGCCCCUGUGUUUUUUUUGGGGACCCCCCUCCUCUUUUCUCAGUGCCCCAGAGCCUGGCUUGCUUUGGGGAGCCCCUUCCCUGCUUGUGGGAUACGUUUGGGGGGGGGGGGGACUGAGGCACGGGCUGGUGGGUGGGUUCGGGCAGGGGCACCGCCUGUGAGAUUUGUGACAAAUAAAUGAAUUUU
This is a messenger RNA of Cygnus olor (mute swan), 1468 nucleotides long. It is a transcript of the gene APLNR, whose product is annotated as apelin receptor. The transcript has a single exon. Gene Ontology annotation, molecular function: G protein-coupled receptor activity. Gene Ontology annotation, cellular component: membrane. Lineage: Eukaryota; Metazoa; Chordata; Aves; Anseriformes; Anatidae. The coding region runs from base 119 to 1231 and encodes 370 amino acids. Gene Ontology annotation, biological process: G protein-coupled receptor signaling pathway; immune response. The record is from RefSeq and is a predicted model, not a curated record.